AUGCAGCAGCAGGCGGCUGUGGUGAGGAUGGGGCCGUGCGGCGGCGACGGCGGCGGCGGGAGGGACAUGGACAUGCGCGGCGUGGGGCGCGUGGUGAGGGUGGCCGUCCGGCACGGCGCCGCCGUGGACGCCAUGUCCGUGCUGUACGAGCGCAGCGGCCGCGAGGAGUGGACCGACCUGUGGGGCGGACCCGGCGGCACGCUUUCCGAGAUAAGCUUGCAGCCGGGAGAGCACCUGACGAGCGUGGCGGGGCACUACGGGCGGCUCGACGGCGAGCUUGUGGUGAGGUCGCUCACCUUCGUCAGCAACGUGCAUGCGUACGGGCCGUUCGGGGAGGAGCGCGGCGUCGCCUUCGAGCUCCCGGCGGCCGCCGGCGGCAAGAUCCUCGGCUUCCACGCGCGCUCCGGCCGCCGCCUCGACGCUCUCGGCACCUACGUCGUCGUCAACAACGCUGGAUAG
Messenger RNA from Oryza brachyantha (malo sina), 459 nucleotides. RefSeq names its product jacalin-related lectin 19-like. The transcript is spliced from 2 exons. The coding region runs from base 1 to 459 and encodes 152 amino acids. The record is from RefSeq and is a predicted model, not a curated record. Lineage: Eukaryota; Viridiplantae; Streptophyta; Magnoliopsida; Poales; Poaceae. Gene Ontology annotation, molecular function: carbohydrate binding.